This is a messenger RNA of Corylus avellana, 1383 nucleotides long. RefSeq lists its product as uncharacterized. The record is from RefSeq and is a predicted model, not a curated record. Gene Ontology annotation, cellular component: nucleolus. Gene Ontology annotation, molecular function: DNA binding; RNA binding. Lineage: Eukaryota; Viridiplantae; Streptophyta; Magnoliopsida; Fagales; Betulaceae. Gene Ontology annotation, biological process: ribosomal large subunit biogenesis; ribosomal small subunit biogenesis.
AGCUUUUAGCGCCCCCGUCGAUCGCGCCGGUGUCUCUCUCUCUCUCUCUCUCUCACGGCUUCACCUGAGAACCAACCUACAGGCCACCGUAUUUGGCUCUCAUUUCAAGCCUUUUCACCGCUAUAUACAAGAGAUGAAGAAAAAGAAGCAAAAUCCUGUAACUGAUUCCAAACCUGAUACUGAUUUGAAGUCUAUCAUUCAUCAGCAUUCUCUGUUCUUUGACAAGCUAGUUGAGUUAAUCCCUGCAAAGUUCUAUCUACCCAGUGAUGAUACGGAUAGGCCAUGGUUUCAGGGCCUCAGCAAGGCCAAAAAAGCUUCGGCAAAGAAGGAAUCAAGGGAGAACAUUAAGAAGGCUCGAAGAGAUCGUUUGGAUCCAGAAAAGUCUUCCACGACAACCCUUGAUUUGCUAAAGCAAAGCUUGGAGAAGGAAAAAUUGAAUGAGAGUGACGAUGAGGAAAUUGAGAUUAAACCUAUGUUGUCUGGCGUUGAAGUUAAUGAUCGACCGGUGACGUUAGAGGAACUUCGGCAAAAACUGCAUAAAAAAAUCGAACAGUCCCGAGCGAUUCGGAAUCCUGAAGUUUCAAACAGAGCAAAGAAGAGGAGUGGGCAAGACAACAACAAAGGAAUUCAGCAGAAGAAGCGCAAGAGAGAGUCUGUUUCUGAAGAAAAGAAACCAAAAACUAGUAGCUCUGCAGAUGAAGUGGAGAAGGAUAUAGUAGAAGCUUCAAAGGGACUAGCAUUUAGUCAUGUCAAACUUGGGAAUGAGGAAGAGCAUGGAAAGAAGAAAAAGAUGAAACUUUCGAAGUUUCAGGAGCUUGAAAGGGCAAAGAUGUUGGAAGAAGCGAAGAAAGAUCCUGGGAAAGGUGAGAUUAUCUCACAGAAGCAUUCGUGGAAAGCAGCAACAAGUAGAGCAGCCGGGAUGAAGGUUCAUGAUGAUCCCAGCCUGUUGAAAAGGAGCAUAAAGAAGGAGAAGAAGAGGCAUCAGAAGAAUGCUGAGAAAUGGAAGGAGAGGCUGCAGACCACAGUGAAGAUGAAAGCAGUGAAACAGGAAAAGAGAUCAGAAAAUAUAGCACAGAGGAUCCAAGACAAGAAAAUGCGGCGAAUUGCCAAAAGAGAGAAAAAGCUAAUGCGUCCAGGAUUUGAAGGUCGAAAGGAAGGUUUUAUUAAUGAAGGUGCCUCCUCCUAAACUUUGUAUUGAGUUUCUGCCUCUUGUUAUUGCCUUUUCGCCUUUGCUUUUAAAUGGGUUGGCAUAAAUUCAUGGAAAUUUUUUCUUUUCGAGGGAUUCUGCUGUAUAGAUCCCCCACCCUAUCCCUUCCUUUCCCCUCUUCGCCUCUUUAACAUAGUAGAUGAAUGUUGUUGAAGAAUUUGAGUUUCAGUUUGAUA